AUGUCGAGCACUAUCGGGCCGAGAGACAGUCUUUCCGACUAUGAAUUCAGCUUUGAGGCGUACCUUGACUAUACCACUGGAAUUGAAGUCGACAGUAUCUAUGAGUUCCACAAGGAGAACGGAAGGACAUACCACGCUUAUCGUGCCGGCUCCUACUACUAUCCCAAUGACUUGAUUGAGAUCGAACGGCUGAACACGCAACAUGAGACUCUCAAAAUCCUCUUAGACGGCAGGAGUUGCCUUGCCCCCUUUGAUGACGAAACCCCUCCGCGCAAGGUCCUUGAUAUCGCCACAGGCUCCGGCCACUGGGCUAUCGAUCUGGGGGAUGAGUUCCCAGAAGCUCGAAUCAUCGGUACAGACUUGUCUCCUAUUCAGAGCGAGCUGGUCCCUCCUAAUGUUGAAUUCAUAAUUGACGAUGCAACCGAUGAGUGGCCCCAAGGCAGGGACUGGUGUAACUUUGACCUGAUACACACCAGAGUAACUCUGGGCUGCUGGGCUGACAUGACUACACAAAUCAUUCAGCCGGCCUUCGAGCGGCUAAGGCCUGGUGGGUGGAUAGAAUGUCAAGAACUGGAGGGUCUUAUGGAGUGCGACGACGACUCGGUUACGGAAAACAACCCCUUCAAAAAGUGGUGCGAUGAUAUUGUCGACGCCAGCAUAGCCGCUGAUCGACCCUUGCCCGGUGCCGCCAGCAUAAAGCAAGCCCUCAAGGAGACUGGAUUUGUCGACAUCCAUGAAAAGAUCUACAAGAUUCCUAUCAACGGCUGGCCCAAAAACCGCAGGCUCAAGAGGUUUGGGGAGCUAUGGCAUGCGAAUGUGGCGGAAGGAUUACAGGCGCUCAGCUAUGGCUUGUUGCAUCGCGUUAAGGGCAUGACCAAGGAGGAGAUCGAGGUCAACCUCAUCGACGUGAGGAGAGCUUUAGCAGAUCACAGAAUGCACGGUUAUCAGAAGUUCUAUGUCGUAUGGGGCCGCAAGCCAGACGAGGUUGACAUGCCCUAG
Molecule: messenger RNA, 999 nt
Organism: Fusarium vanettenii 77-13-4
Lineage: Eukaryota; Fungi; Ascomycota; Sordariomycetes; Hypocreales; Nectriaceae
Exons: 5
Coding region: 1-999 (332 amino acids)
Molecular function (GO): methyltransferase activity
Source: RefSeq, a predicted model, not a curated record